CGUAGCCAGAUAACACUGACAUCUUUUCUCUUCCUGACGGCCCGUAACAGCACAGUGUGUUGGUGAGCCGCCCGUGCAUGCGUCAAAUGCCCUUCCUCAUUCCUUACACCUCCAAACUUGAUUACACCGCGAUCGAAAACAACUGCUGAUGCAGACGGCUUCCUGCAAACGGAAGUUUCCUCUUGACCCUCCUCCACCUCAGGAACAUCCUCACAAAAGGCUUUCGCUCGGUAGCCCUCGCUCGUGGGAAGAGGAAUUCUUCGCCAAUUCCCCGGGCAUCCCAGACUGGAUUUGGGCGUCGGAUGUCGACAGAGAGCCUCUGCGGUUCCAUGAGACUCUGUUGGAACUAGUUCGCCCGUUUAACCAUCCUGUGCCAGACGCGCCUGCGCAAGUAUGGCUUGCACGAGGAGAAACCGGGUUCUAUGCUGUAAAAUUGUUUAAGCCAUACGCGGAUGACGAUGCAAAAGCACAAGCAGCACGCCUUUCCGAUCCCAAGCCGAGCCUACAGAAAGUACGACAUGAUUUCAGUCCCUUCGCCCUAGAAACGAGGGCUUAUGAGCGGAUCCGAAAAUUCUGCCCUGCAUCUCAACAAUCUUUCUUCCGGCGAUAUCAUGGAACCAUCGAAAUCCCCGCCUCUCCUCUCGGACGCUCCUCAGUCCGGACUUCGCGUCGCCAAGGCAUCGUGUUCGAUGUCCUGACGAUUGGACUUGAAGGUCGGCGUCUUCAUUCAGCGGGUGUCGUCGAUGACUCUGCACCGCAUGCUGAAGCAUUACGCACUGAGCUCGCGAAACUGGAUGUAUCUCCGUUUGAGAAGAAGUGGUAUUCAAGUGUACUGAAUGAUCGUCUGAGAAUGGCAAUGUCCGCCCAUGCGCUUGGCGUACUUCAUGGCGACAUCAAGCCCGAUUGUUUUGGUCUGCCAAACUCGCCGCACGACAUCGCUCUACACGACUUCAGUCGAGCCUACACUUUCACUCGAGAACGACCCUACGCGAUGAACGGCAUACUCCGGUUACGAACGUUCAAACAUGCCGUGGAGGUUGAACGUCGCAACAUUCGAAGUUGUGUUCUUGAAAUGGCAAAAUCCGCUCAUCUAUUCAAUCAUUUCAGACGACUGCUAGGGUUGACGGAGGAGGACACCCGUACUGUGCUGUCUUCUGCCAUUCCUCGUAGUCUAUUGGCGACCGAGCUUCCGCUCAUUGUUCUGUCUGUGGGGAUGACAGAUGAUGGUUUGUUCUCUUGAUAUUGUUCUCUAGGUCUAUUGGCUAAUGCUCUGCAGGGCCAUUCUUCCCUUCGCUUUCCUCAGUACUACCAUUUUUAGAACCAGCAUCAUCCGGACGGCCAGCCGCAUGGACAACAACCGUAGCGAAUCAUCUCGAACACUUUGUCUCAGCAUCUUGUUCCGAAGUGAAAGACAGCGGUGUUGCGUCAAUGGGCAGUAAGAUGGUGUCUCUUGUCGCUUUCACGGGUACUGUUAUCGAGCAACUUAGCCUUCUUUGCCCCAGACAGCUGACGACACACCCGGCCGCAACGUCUACCCUCGCACUUUUGCCGAGUGCUUGGCUUGAAAACUUGGACACUCGAAUUUUUUCCUGGGCCCUUUUCUGCUGUUCCUCGCUCUCAGGGGAUGCGAGGCAGGUGAGAGUGAUGGAUAGGGAACAACUCUAUGCUGAAAUGAAACGAUGUCAUUAAUCGGUGGUGUUCUCAAUACCGACUUUGUUAGCUCCUUCGAAUCGCCGGCUGCAUUGGAAGUUCCCAUUAUCCAACGCUCACGGCUUCUUCAACUUCCCCCCAGACGAUUUCUCAUGGCUAUCGUCUGGCCUCUUCCGUUUCUCCUUGCCCUGAACUUUCACAUCGAUAUCGAAUGACUCAUAGUGAUGGGACAGUUCUCGGCUUUCACUUGCCAGCCGAAUUAUAAAGUAAAGAGCGAUGUUAAUAGUCUCCUCCGAGCUUCCAUGAUCCCACGGGACUAUCUUCACCUCUAAUGCAGCCACAUCCUCAUCUUGUGGCUUUGGUCGGAAUGACAUCGCGCUAAAUGAGUCCGAAACGUCCGACACGUUGGUACUGGUGGACGUGUCCGACCGCACUCGUCGAUGGCUUUCCGGCAUGGUCUGCCUCGGUGGCCUGGAGGCCCUUUGUUUGGACGCCGGGGGUGAAAGUUUCACCCGGACAAGGACAACAAACUCGUCUGUCAGGAUGAAUCCAUAUCGCGUGCCGUAUACGGUACAAUAGUGCUGGAUUUGUUCAAAGGGUCGGACCAAGUGAGCAUCGGGCUGUUCCUCGUAGUCGCCAUCACCUACCAAGCGCAUCGCACGUCCAACGUCCCAGCCCACCUUGGUGUCCCCGCAGACGAGUGCUUGACAGAUGCGACUUGGAGAGGUGUAAUGGAUGUUGGACUCCCCAGCACCCCAAUCGGGUCGAACACCAGGAUAUGCGAUGAUUCGCGAUCCGGCAGAGAGAAACAAUGACCCAGGAAGAGCGCGAGAUACCAUGUUGAUAUUUGUGCUCCCAAGGAGCAUGGUCAGUGCUGUUUCGUCGUGAAUAACGCCAUGGGCAGCUUCCUCGGCGGCCUCCACAGUGCUGGUCAGCCUUGUGUCUGCGUCUAGAGACUGGCGAUAUCGCUUGGUGAGGCUCGCGUGGUCAAAGUCCUCCCAUCGUUUGAUUGCCUCGACUGGGGCCCAUCCUUCAUUCUGAGUAUAUGUAGGCGAUGCUGAAAUAUGGACCACCAAUUGUGCGUUAGGCUGGGUCAGGUAAUCGAAAAGAGUCUGGACCAUCUUCCACUGUAGACCAUGAAAGCAUUUGGCAAUAAGAGGCCGGGUCACGGUUUUGAGCGAUUGUAUCUACAGAUUACUUGUAGUUUUGUGUGCGACGAUCUCCCAUGUCGAGAGUAGGGACGCAUCACUCGCACCGAGUUCAACAUUACACACAUUUUGGUGAGGUUGUCGGCCUCGAAUGGAUACUGGCUACUACAUUGUCCCCGGGGGGGG
Molecule: messenger RNA, 2984 nt
Organism: Exophiala oligosperma
Lineage: Eukaryota; Fungi; Ascomycota; Eurotiomycetes; Chaetothyriales; Herpotrichiellaceae
Exons: 3
Coding region: 149-1240 (363 amino acids)
Source: RefSeq, a predicted model, not a curated record